AUGUGUAGACUUUCUAACGGAAUGUCAAGAUGCCAACGUCGUUGCCAGCGUCGUGUAACUCGUCAUCAUUAUAAACAUGUUGUCUUUAAAACAAUUGUUAAAUUCAUUGCUGAUUCUUUCUCUGGUCAAUCAACUACUGAAAAGGCACAACCACAGCAACAAUCAUUACCACAACCAUUACCACAACAGCAAUUACCACAAAAAUCAUCCGCAAAUAUUCAAAAACCACAAAUUCAAAGCAACAAUUUAAACUCCAAUACCAUAACCCAACAAUUGCCAAACUACGGAGAAACUUUAUCCAAUGAAGAGACAGAAACUUAUAUGAUGGAAGCUCCGCCUUCUUAUCAAGAAUCAAUAAAACCAUAUAAUAAUUAG
Messenger RNA from Ambispora gerdemannii, 375 nucleotides. The record is from the annotation of a GenBank genome assembly. Lineage: Eukaryota; Fungi; Glomeromycota; Glomeromycetes; Archaeosporales; Ambisporaceae.